AUGACUUCCUCUCCCAUCACACCUUUGGAGGCAGACUAUGUGAUCAUCGGCGGAGGAACAUCAGGUCUUGUACUCGCUGCUCGAUUGUCCGAGUGUGACUCCAACCGGUCGGUUAUUGUCCUCGAAGCUGGGAAAAACCUGAUUGAUGAUCCUCGGGUCCAAACACCCGCUCUUUGGACCACCCUGAUGGGCUCUGAAGCAGACUGGCAGUUUCAGUCAACGCCUCAGGCUGCACUCAACAACCGAGUCAUUAAGGAAACACAAGGCAGGGUUCUCGGAGGUUCAUCAGCUAUCAAUGGACAGGCCUUCAUUGCGCCCACAAAGGCGGGAAUUGAUGCAUGGGACAAAUUGGGCGCGACCGGUUGGACAUGGGAAAAUCUUGCUCCUUAUUAUAAGAAGGUGACUACGCUGCAGCUGCCGGAUGAGGACACUCGCGGCCAUAUCGGCGUGAGCUGGGUUGAUCCUGAGGUCAACGGCAACUCAGGUCCCAUCAAAGUCUCUUUUCCUGCUGUGAAGGAAAGCCCUCUGGCAAAAGCCUGGGUAGAUACUUUCCAGGAAAUGGGGUAUGGCUGUACGGCAGAUCCGUUCUCGGGUGUAUCCACUGGCGGCUAUUCCAACUUGGCAUCAGUCGACUUUGAGAAGAAGCAGCGGAGUUAUGCCGCGACUGGAUAUGGUCUGCCAGCUAUGGAGAGGCGUAAUGUCCGGAUUAUCACUGAGGCUACUGUUCAACGGAUCCUGUUUUCUACUAAGGAAUCCGGGGCCACGGCAACUGGAGCAGAAGCCAGAAUUGAUGGACAAAUUGUCACUAUCAAAGCUAGGAAAGAAGUCAUUCUGACCGCCGGAGCCCUCAAUACCCCCAAACUCCUCGAACUUUCAGGCAUCGGAAACAGGCAGAUUCUCGACCAGUGUUCCAUACCUGUCAUCGUGGAGAACCGGAACGUGGGAGAAAACCUCCAAGAUCAUCUCAUGACCGGGAUCAGUUUCGAAGUGAAGCCAGGGAUUGCAACCGGGGACCCGCUGCUACGACAAGAGCCCGAGGCAAUCAAAACUGCCUUCCAACUCUACUCUGAGCAAAAAGCAGGACCCAUGACAAUUGGGGGAGUCCAAUCCUCCGCAUACAUGCCACUGAUAGAAUACUCAGGGCAACCAGAAGCCAGAAUAGCCUAUUUCGACAGCUUCCCACCAGACCUGAACGAGCGCGACCAAGUCAUCCGUGACAUUUACGCGCAAGAACAUGAACCCACCUGUCAGAUGUUCAUGUUCCUUGCACAGGCGAACCUCCACGAAUCUGGCAAGAGUUUCGUAGGGCAGAAACUUCUACCAGGAAAUUUUCUGAGUCUGGGAAUCAUCCAGACCUUACCUUUCUCGCGCGGAGCGGUCCACAUCGCGUCAGCGGAUCCAACGGUGUCACCAAUAAUCGAACCUCGCUACUUUUCAAAUCCUUUAGAUAUGGAUCUAAUGGCGCGAAACCUACUAAGUCUUGAGAGGCUUCACAGCGUCAAGCCUAUCGCAGAUUAUCUGGUGGAGAGCGGAUGUCGGAACCAUCCGGAUGCAUUCCUGACGGAUCUGGAGUCAGCAAAGAAGUAUCUGCGGGAUACUGCUACUACGAGCUAUCACUUGAGUGGUACAGCGGCUAUGCUUCCACAGGAAAAAGGGGGAGUGGUGGAUGAGAAUCUUCGGGUGUAUGGAACUACGAAUUUGCGGGUGUGUGAUGCGAGUAUCUUCCCCCUUAUGACGACUGCGAACCCUAUGUCGACUGUGUAUGCGGUGGCGGAGAGAGCGGCGGAUAUCAUUAAGGGCGCGCAGUAG
Aspergillus costaricaensis CBS 115574 is the source of this 1809-nucleotide messenger RNA. Its product is annotated as GMC family oxidoreductase. Gene Ontology annotation, molecular function: flavin adenine dinucleotide binding; oxidoreductase activity, acting on CH-OH group of donors. Bases 1 to 1809 code for a protein of 602 amino acids. The record is from RefSeq and is a predicted model, not a curated record. The transcript is spliced from 2 exons. Lineage: Eukaryota; Fungi; Ascomycota; Eurotiomycetes; Eurotiales; Aspergillaceae.